UCUUUGCUACCCCUCCCUCCUUAACAUAUAAAAGAGGAUGGGAUCACUGCAGGAAACGGGACUCGGGGUCUCUGGCUGGGAAAAUCUUUGGAUCUGAAAGAACGGAGCACAAACUUGACAAAAUGGACCAGAUUAAAAUAAAACAACAUUCAUUUGCUUUGGGCUUGUUGCUGCUGCUGCUGCUGUCUCUGAACCGAAGCCACUCUUCUUCUCCUGAGAGCCUUGCUAGAAUCCUGGCAGAUUGUUUGAAUGAUGCAGACUACAAAGCACUAGAAAACAUAAUGGAGAAAGGCCUUCCAAAAAUAACUGAACCUUAUCGUGUUGUUAUCGUUGGGGCUGGCAUGGCUGGACUCACUGCUGCCAAACUUCUGCAAGACGCUGGACAUGAGGUAACCAUUUUGGAGGCAAGUGAGCGCGUUGGAGGACGGGUGUUGACCCACAGGAAUGAAGAAGAGGGCUGGUAUGUCGAAUAUGGGGCCAUGAGGAUCCCAAAUUCUCAUCACAUUCUGCUGAAGGUUAUCCACCAACUGAACCUGACAGUGAAUACAUUCAAUAUGACUGAUGACAACACCUAUUACCUGGUGAAUGGGAAGAAGCACAAGACUUCAGAAGUGAUGAAAAAUCCCAGCAUCCUGAAUUAUGACGUACCAGCGAACGAGACAAAGAAAAACGCCAGUGAGCUGCUGCAGGAGGCAUUACUGGAGGUGAAAGAUUAUAUUAUAAAUCAUACAUGUGAGGAAGCUCUCAAGAAGUUUGAUCACUACUCUGUAAAGGAAUAUCUGCGAGAAGAAACCAAUUUGAGUCCAGAAGCCAUUAGGAUGAUGGGAGACAUACUGAAUGAAAACAGCAUCAUGGCCAACGCUCUGACUGAGAUGGUUUACCUCAUGAAUGACGUCAACGACUCUGUGGUAUACAGCGAAGUGACUGGAGGGACAGAUCUAAUCCCCAAAGCUCUUUACAAAACUCUCAAAAAGGACACAGUCAAAGUAAACUCUACAGUCAAGAAAAUCUACCGGUGUGAGACAAAAGAUCGAGUCGUGGUGUCGUAUCAGUCUGACCAAACAGACGGUCUUUCUAAUAUUACAGCUGAUGCGGUUCUGGUAACAACCGCUGCCAAAGCAGCGCUCUUUAUUGAUUACGAUCCGCCUCUCUCCGCCUCCAAGAUGAAGGCUCUGAGGUCAAUCCACUAUGGAGGCUCCACCAAAGUUGUCCUCACCUUCAGUGAAAAGUUCUGGGAGAAAGAAGGCAUCUAUGGAGGAAAGAGCGUCACUGACCGACCCUCUCGAUUCAUCUACUACCCCAGCCACAGCUUUCCAAGAAACGAUAAGAUCGGCGUCCUCCUGGCUUCCUACACCUGGGCUGAAGACUCCAAUCUCUUCCUGAGUUUGAGCGAUGAGGAUCUGAAAGAGUUGGUCCUGAAAGACUUGGCAUUGAUCCACGGCGACCAGGUCAAGUCCCUCUGCACCGGCAUUCUGGUGAAGAAGUGGAGUCUGGACCCCCACAGUCACGGCGCCUUCGCUCUCUUCACUCCUUACGAGCACCUGGAGUACAAUGCGGAGCUCCAGAAGAAUGAGGGCAGAAUUUAUUUUGCUGGUGAACACACAGGCUUCCCCCACGCUUGGAUUGAGACGGCUAUAAAAUCUGCAAUUCGAGCAGCCAACCACACAAAUACUGAUGCAAAGAAACACCUAAACUCGGCCAGAGAUGAGCUGUAAGGCCUUUAAUCCUGAGCCAGUUGCAGAUAUUAGGGAUCUUGAUUCAUUUCCAAUGUUUCUGAGCUAUCUCUGGAUGUUUAUUAUCAUAGUACAUGUUAUUGCUAUUCUGCAUGUUAGUAGUUUUUGGCCCCUGAAUGGCACCUUUUAUAGUUCUUCUUUGUGCAAGUCAAUCUUCACUGAUUUUCAAAAAUUGAUCAAGAUAAAGAACUUUACAUCAUUUUGGAAAAAGAAACCUUUUUUCCAAGAAACUUUUUUCCACCACCUGUAUAUGUGGAACCGGUUUUGUUUGUUUGUGGAAUUUGUGGGAUUGUUUUGGUGCAUUUUCUUUCCUUAAAGGCAAAUUUUCAUCUUUAUUUUUGUUUCUGUGCUUAUUCUUCAAGAUCUAAAGUACCUAUUAGCUAAAAGUCCUUGCAGCAUUUUUAUAUAAUCUGAAGCAUUUUACAAAAGAA
This is a messenger RNA of Xiphophorus hellerii (green swordtail), 2164 nucleotides long. RefSeq names its product L-amino-acid oxidase-like. Lineage: Eukaryota; Metazoa; Chordata; Actinopteri; Cyprinodontiformes; Poeciliidae. The record is from RefSeq and is a predicted model, not a curated record. The transcript has 8 exons. Gene Ontology annotation, molecular function: L-amino-acid oxidase activity. The coding region runs from base 123 to 1715 and encodes 530 amino acids. Gene Ontology annotation, biological process: amino acid catabolic process.